GGGGAGUUGUUGGUCCGAUAUGGAACACAAGAACAAAAGGAAUAUUUCUUGCCUCGUUUGGCCGAUGGAACCUUGAUUCCUUGCUUUGGUUUGACCGGUCCUCAUUCUGGAAGUGAUGCCACGAGUUUGAUUGGAAGUUAUGGUGUUGUCGAAGAGCGUGACGGAGUCGUGGGAGUGCGUGCAACCUUCAAGAAGCGAUACAUCACAUUGGCUCCUGUGGCUGGUGUUGUGGGAAUUGGAUUGAAUCUUCAGGAUCCCAAUGGAUUGUUGAAGGGAAAUGGAGGUGAAGGUUUCACUGUUGCCCUAUUGGAACGCCACCACGAAGGAUUGCGCAUGGGACCUCGUCACAAGCCUUUGAAUGCAGCUUUUAUGAACGGAACCGUCGAAGGAGAGGAUGUCUGGAUCCCCAUGUCACACAUUUUGGGUGGGCAGGAGCGAUGCGGUUUCGGAUGGCACAUGUUUGUGGAAUGUCUCGCCGAAGGACGUGGUGUCAGUUUGCCUGCUGGAGCUGCUGGUAGUGCCCGUGGUGUUGUCACCGCCGUCGGUGCCUAUGCCCGUGUUCGAAAGCAAUUCAAGGUCCCCAUCGCCGAGUUCGGAGGUAUCCAAGAGGCGUUGGCGGAUGCUGGAAGUGAUGGUUUGAUCUGUCUUGCUGGAACCGACCUCAUGAAUGCCAUUAUCGACAACCACGAGGCUCCCAUGGUCAUCUCCUCUGUCAUGAAGCAAAACUGCACAGAGCGGGGACGCCGUAUCAUUGAGCGCGCCAUGGAUGUCGCCGCUGGAAGUGCUAUUUGCUUGGGAGACAAGAACUUGGUCGGAAACCCAUACAUGAGCAUGCCCAUUGGUAUCACCGUUGAGGGAGCCAACAUUAUGACUCGUUCCUUCCAAAUCAUUGGACAAGGUUUGACUCGGUGCCACCCACACAUGAUUGAUAUCAUCAACGCCCUUCAAAUGCCCAAGGAACAAGAGGCUGAAGCCACCAAGAUUUUUGUCAAGCAAUUCUACAACGUUCUUGGACACGGUGUUUCCAACUUUGGACGCUCCAUCUCCCGUGGUAUCAGCUCCUCCAUCUCCACGAAGACUCGCUCCAAGACCGCCUACAAGGAUGGCGAUAAGUUGUUGGCGUACCACGAGGCGCAGCUGUUGCGUCUCAGUGCCAACUUUGCCAUGACUGCUGACUUGUGCUUCACUCUUGGUGGACGCCUCAAGUUCGAAGAGUUGCUCAUGGGACGUCUGGCCGAUGCCUUGGGUGCUAUCUUCUUGGGAUAUUCCACACUGCACCACUACACUCGUCGCCGAGGAGUCGAAGGACUUGAAGCUAUCACAGAGCACGCUAUGCAACGCUUGGAGUAUGAAGCUCAGGAAGCUCUUAAGGUUGCCUCUGACAACUUCCCAGGUCAAUUGGGACCAAUUGCCGCUGCCACAAUGAAGGUAGGCUGCUUCCCAUUGGGAGGAGUAACACGCCACUACAAGCCACCCUCAGAUGAACUUACAAAGGAGGUGUCCCGACUUAUCACCACUCCUUCCGGGCUUCGUGACAUGUUCGCAGAAACUCUCUACGGAUCUGAUGAGGCAACCUACAAGCAGGGUGAAUACCAAGGAUCUGAUUUGGCAUAUGCCCUUCCAAUCUGCGUUGAGGCAGACAAGAUUGCCUCUACUCUCCGCCGCGAGAAGCGAGAGCCAACACAGGCAGAAGCCGACAAGAUUGCCGAGGCAGACGCUCUGCGGGAUAUCCUGAUCCAGGUUGAUGUGUUCCCAUACUUGACACCUGAAGAGGGAAGCGAGGGGUACGUCCGUCCUGCCAUCUUGGGAACCGAAGAGCGCCUUGCCAACUUGGAACAAAAGACAUUCGACGAUGUCCUUGAAGCUACCACCGCCAAGACCGCAUAA
Seminavis robusta is the source of this 1887-nucleotide messenger RNA. The record is from the annotation of a GenBank genome assembly. Lineage: Eukaryota; Bacillariophyta; Bacillariophyceae; Naviculales; Naviculaceae.